CCCGACUGCUUCCUGGGAAGACAGUCGGCAAAUAAACCCUAAAAACCCAUUAGGGAUUUUGUAAGAGAGUGUGAUCUUGUCUGGUAGUGAACUGCAGAGGUCUGGGAAUGGCGGAUUCCGACAAGGACUCGGGAGGAGGGAGCAACAACGGGAACCGACAGUCGCCGAGGGAGCAAGACAGGUUCCUGCCGAUCGCGAACGUGAGCAGGAUCAUGAAGAAGGCGUUGCCGGCGAACGCGAAGAUAUCAAAGGAGGCGAAGGAGACGAUGCAGGAGUGCGUGUCGGAGUUCAUAAGCUUCGUGACGGGAGAGGCGUCGGACAAGUGUCAGAAGGAGAAGAGGAAGACCAUAAACGGAGACGAUCUGCUGUGGGCCAUGACCACGCUUGGCUUCGAGGAUUAUGUCGACCCUUUGAAAGUUUAUUUGCAGAGGUUCAGGGAGAUGGAAGGUGAGAGGACUGGCCUUUCCCGGCCCUACUCUGCCGCCGGCGACGACGCUCCCCUCGCCGAUACUCCCAAUUCUGGCGUGGGGUUCUAUGAUGGUGGUGGCAAUAUGCAUCAUCAUCGUCAUCAUCAUCAUCAUCAUCAUCAACCCCAUAACAUGUACCGCGGCGAAGGCGGACCAAGCAAUUAAUUACGACGGUUUCCCAUCUCUAUUGUAUAUAAUUAAUAUAAAAAAUAUACACAUACACAUGUUUUUUUUUUUACCGAUCCCCUAUGCAAUUCCCCUUUUCACUUUUUUUUGUGCAGAAAAUAAUCGGUGAAUUUGGAAUAUAGAUCUCUCUCGAGAUUUGUUUAA
Messenger RNA from Tarenaya hassleriana, 797 nucleotides. Its product is annotated as nuclear transcription factor Y subunit B-2. The transcript has a single exon. Gene Ontology annotation, cellular component: nucleus; CCAAT-binding factor complex. Bases 108 to 632 code for a protein of 174 amino acids. Lineage: Eukaryota; Viridiplantae; Streptophyta; Magnoliopsida; Brassicales; Cleomaceae. Gene Ontology annotation, molecular function: protein heterodimerization activity; DNA-binding transcription activator activity, RNA polymerase II-specific; RNA polymerase II cis-regulatory region sequence-specific DNA binding. The record is from RefSeq and is a predicted model, not a curated record. Gene Ontology annotation, biological process: regulation of transcription by RNA polymerase II.